AUGGCGGUGAAGAGAAUUUAUCAAAAUUCUGAGGAGGGGCUUAGACAAUACGAAUCAGAAAUUGCAAUAAUUGACAGCCUGUCGCAUCCUAAUUUGGUUCCCCUUCUGGGAUGGUGCCAUGAUAGAAACGGCGAAUUUCUUCUGGUUUACGAGUAUAUGUCCAAUGGCAGUCUGGACGAAUAUUUGUUUAAAGGAGAAGCUCAGAUUCGGGCUCUGAGUUGGAAUGAGAGAUUCAGUAUAGUCUGCGACUUAGCUUCGGUUCUUCUCCAUCUCCAUGAGGAAUCGAGCCUCCGAGUUCUGCAUAGAGACAUCAAAUAUAGCAAUAUCAUACUGGACUGCAACUUUGUGGCACAACUUGGAGACUUUGGUUUGGCUCGGCUGAUGGAGCACGAUAACACGUCUUGCUACACAAAACCAGGUGGCACCAUGGGUUAUAUCGCGCCAGAGUGCUUUCAAACAUUGAGGGCUAGUUCAGAAUCAGAUGUCUUCAGCUUUGGUGCAGUGGCUCUGGAAAUUGCCAGUGGAAGGCCCGCGUUCGACAAAGGACUUACGUUUUGUAAUAUGAGUUUGGUGAACUGGGUAUGGAGUCUGCAUGAGAUGGGACACAUACUUGAUGCAGCUGAUGAAUUGCUUGAUAAAGAAAGAGACGGUGCACAAAUCGAAAGGUUGAUGCUCGUUGGAUUGUGGUGCUCCGUCCAUGAUUAUAGACAGAGACUAAGAAUGCAGUUAGUUCUUGAAACCUUAAAAUUUGAAGCUGAAGUGCCUAUUCUCUAA
Cryptomeria japonica (Japanese cedar) is the source of this 774-nucleotide messenger RNA. Its product is annotated as probable L-type lectin-domain containing receptor kinase S.7. The transcript has a single exon. Gene Ontology annotation, molecular function: ATP binding; protein kinase activity. Gene Ontology annotation, biological process: protein phosphorylation. The record is from RefSeq and is a predicted model, not a curated record. Bases 1 to 774 code for a protein of 257 amino acids. Gene Ontology annotation, cellular component: plasma membrane. NCBI's taxonomy places the organism in Eukaryota, Viridiplantae, Streptophyta, Pinopsida, Cupressales, Cupressaceae.